Molecule: messenger RNA, 4688 nt
Organism: Exaiptasia diaphana
Lineage: Eukaryota; Metazoa; Cnidaria; Anthozoa; Actiniaria; Aiptasiidae
Product: protein Wnt-7a
Exons: 6
Coding region: 820-1890 (356 amino acids)
Biological process (GO): multicellular organism development; cell fate commitment; neuron differentiation
Cellular component (GO): extracellular region
Molecular function (GO): frizzled binding; cytokine activity
Source: RefSeq, a predicted model, not a curated record
AGUUUCGAACCAAUGGCUAUACCACUUGCGCCUACUCAGGGUUCAGAAAAACUAACAAGAUUAUUGGAUGAUCCCCUUAUCGGGAUAUAAAGCGUUCUUGCAUCGGACGCACAUGGAGGCAAAUCGUUGAGGGCACUUUGUUGACAUUGGCACAAAGMAAGUCACCUUGAAAAGAGUUAAAAAAACCCAGGUUGUUUUGGGGUUAUUUAUCACGAUAAAUGGAAUAUAAUGUGAARGUUUGGAAUCGGAAUUACUGUGUUAGAAAUCAUAAACGAUUUUCCAUGGGAUCAGUGAUGAAAAUUGUCGGCGUUAUUUCGAGGAUGAAGGAACAGAUUUGUUGGGAAAAAAGAAAUGCAAUAUACAUACUUCGUUGCUACUAAACCGUUUGUAUUUUACAACAAAGCCAAACGAAYUGGUAUCCGUUAUUGGUCAAUAGCAAUUUAUCGAUAGUUGGUUUUUGUAUUUUUAUGAGAUAAUCCCCUCAAUAGAUCGAUAAAGAUGAUUACUAAAACAACAUAAGUCAAUAUCUCUCUCGUCAACACCUAUCGUAUGUCGCGGCAUAUGAAAUGGUAACACUUGGUCGCAUACCUCCAAUCGYGGAAUCGGUCAUUCACGGUGAGUAUUGAAAAUUUCAAGGUCGUAGGUCUGACAUGAAACGUUAACAUUAAUAAGAGUCUAAUAAACCAACCGGUAGGUUUUUUUUUUGUUCUGAUUUGGUAGCCUUUACUCCAGACGACCCACAAACUAGCAGAUCAGCAAAGAUUCGCUGGCAAGGAGWACGUAGGUUUCUGAUGUGGAAAACUGGUWUCUGGCUUUGACAUGAGAUUCUCGCACGGAAUAUUCACCAACUGGACAGCUAUCCUGGUUCUUCAACUGUUCAUGAUGGACAUAGCUCUUUCGGUUGGCAAGCAGGCAUCUGGAAAUCAAUCGACGGGUGCAUCCACAAAAUAUGUAACAUCAGCGGCUUUGACUCCAGCUACUAUCUGCACCAGCAUUCAUGGCGUAACCUCCAAACAGAUGCGAUUCUGUGAAAAAUACCGAUCGCUUAUGGCAUCGAUUUUCGAAGGCAUUGCAAUUGGCAUUAAAGAGUGCAAGUUUCAGUUUAGAAAGAGGCGUUGGAAUUGUACGUCUCUGAUCUCCAAGCCACCAUUGUACAGGAAUCAUGCAGUUCCUGGUACUAAAGAAGAUGCCUUCACACAUGCGAUCAUUGCAGCAGGCAUAGCUCAUUCCGUGGCAAGAGCCCUAAGUAGUGGCAACUUCACUCUUCCCGGAGUGAAAAGCGAUACWAAAAACAGUAUCAAUAAUGGCAUUCAAUUAGCAAAGGAGUUCCUCGAUGGACAAGAUUCAAAGAAUCAAGAAAUCAAACUCAUGAACACGCACAAUAACGAAGUUGGUUUGGCGAUCGUAAGAGAAAGUCUGAAACGUGAAUGCCGCUGCCAYGGAGCCUCAAGCUCCUGUAGUAAAAGAAUUUGCUGGGAGUCGCUGGCUUCUUUUCGAGAAAUUGGGAUGAAAAUAUACGAAAAGAUAGGCUGCAUGCAACGUGUGAAAACCCUGAAAACGCGCACACGAAGCGGCUUGCGUUCAACACAUCUUAUCCUGGACACUCAGGGAUCCCGUAAACCUCGCCAUAGGUGUUUGGUGAAUAUGAAAAAAUCUCCAACAUUCUGUGAGCCAGAUCGCAAGCACCAUAUCGUGGGCACGGCUGGGCGGAUUUGCAAUAAAACUGCUUCACAAGCCGAGGCAGAUAGCUGUUCAGUUCUGUGCUGUGGUCGUGGAUAUGACACACAUGAGAUUGUACAGAAAUCCAAGUGUUUUUGCCAGUUCUAUUGGUGCUGUAAAGUCAGGUGCAAGAAAUGUAAGAAACAUUUUGAAAUAACUCGUUGUAAGUGACGUGUUUGGACAAAAUUGACAAUUCCAUGAAUUGUCUGGUUAAUUUAUGUGUUUAAACUUCACUUCACUCGGUAUUUAUAUUUUAGAUAUUACUAUUAUUUAACACGUUUAUUUAUUUAUUUCGUAUUUUAUAAUAUAAUUGUUUAAUGAACUUAGAAUGUGGCAAAAAUUUACAACAAGGCUUUGUAGUUUGUAGACAACAUUUUGAGUUUGACAUGAAACCAGAUCCUCAUAUACAUAAAUUCAAAGUUCAAUAAUUCAUACAAACAUAUUUCUUACACCAUUUAUUGGAUAUAUUUUACUUUAUUUUUCCAUUUAUUCAUAUUAUGCUUUUCUAGAGUUUUGAAAACUUUCUAUGAAAGUAUGUUAUAAAGCUUUAAUUUGACAAAAUGGCUGCCGCUCAUUGAUUGACAAGAUUACAUUCGAACGGACAAAAUGAACCCUCUAAUUCUUUACUUAAAACCUCUAUGUGGAAAUACAGCUAGCUUAAUACUAACGCGGGAUAAAAAAUGCCUUAUUAGACGUUUUAUCGUUGUUYAAAAGGAGUUUUCAUGGUUUUAGACAUCAAGAACGUCAAUGUAAAUUCAGUUUACAAUUAUCCGAGUUUUGACUUUGUAAUACAUCUACUGAGCGCGGAGUUUAAUAGCAAUAAUGUCAGUAUGGAGGUCUUUAAAUGCAGUAUACAGUAUCGAAGAAUUUAAUCCGUCAACGUUUUGUGAAAUACCUGCCAUUUUAUAGAUUUUAUAUAAACCUGCUUUAGAGACAAAUGUCUGUGUGGGAGUAUACUGUUCCAUGUCCCCAGGCAUAAUGUUUGUGUAAUUUGAAAAAUAUAUAUCUAUCAAUUGACUUUCAACGAGGUCGUCUAGAUUAUUGCAGAGCUUCCUAAGGAAGUAUAUAUAGACCUCUUUUGAGUAUUGUUGGUUCAUUUUGCAUGUGUUGUGUGAUUGUGUUUAGAAUCAUGGUAGUAAACGGCGGCCAUUUUGUCAAAGAGAUUUCACCUUCGCCGCUAUGAUAUGGCCGGCCAUAUUURAGGCAAYACCAAUCAAGAAUAUGUAACAAUGACGACGAUGUUAGCAGCUUGCUAUUGGGCAAGUAUAUCAUUCGAAUAAUGAAUCUGUCUGGAAUAGUAUUUCCAACAAAUAGAAUUYAAUGCAGCUUCCACUAUGUUUAGCUUUAGGGCCGGCUCACAUUACGACAAAAAAGAAAUAAUUCGAAAGAAUAAUUCGACAACAAAGGAAAAGAACUUGUUCACACUAACUUGGAAAAUACCGGUUCUCAUACGUGGGGUUUUACUGUAUUUAAGACAAAGGCAUAACUAAAGGAUACAAUUUCCUUUUGCCAUUGCUUUUCAGUAAUCCCUAAAUCUACUGCUUUAGUUGUCGAACCGUGAGCCUGCCCUUGUGACUUMAACAUUCGGAGAAGCGUAGCAUUUUUUAGCGAGUAUUUAUAUUAAUGCUUUUUCAUGUGGCUUUUUAAUAAUAAUUUUUGGGAGAACGAUGCUUAAAAUGUGAUAAACUGGUUGGGUCAUAAGGGAUACUAGUUCAGGGAACUUUCUUACAAGGAAAUGAUUAUUAUGAAUGCGUCUUGAGUGUGCGUGGGCAAUGGAGACAGACAAUGGAGGCUACUCCGAAUUGAAUAAGUGAACUGAAUGUAAAUCACUCUUAGAACAGAAACAAAAAAUUGUAGUUCUUUGCAUGACUUCAUCGCUUGUCUUUGUGAGAUUCUGCAGUAUAAUAAUGAAACCAUGCUAUGAGUUAAAAUAGUUCUCCCCAUAUUUAUUAAGUGUCUGCUGUAUUAUUAGUUGUAAAUAGAAGUAUUGAGCGAAUUCAGCAUAGAGUGAAGUCAAUGAACCCGUGAAAUACAUAUUUGACUAUUACAUGUUAUUACUCGAUAAUUGUUUUCUUUUGUGUCUAUUUGACUAUUACAGUUUAAUUAUUAACUUUUAUUUCACAGGAUCAAUGCCUUCACUCUAUUGGUAUUAGAUAAUUGUAUAGUUUUCAUAUCAUUUCAUUAUAAUGUAUCUUUCGAGUAGAAAUGAAAAUCGACAAUUUGCUGUGACGCCAUUUUGUAAAGCAAUGCAUGAUGGGAUUGAAGUAAUAACCGCUAAAACAAGCCUCCAUUUCUUGGUUUGUUUGGCUUUUUUGYCUUUGUUUGUUUUUACAAAUCAGCUUUUAUUUAUUGUGAAGACCAAACCUUAAAACAGACGUUGAGGAUUAUUUCAGGAGACGAAGAGUGCGAGGAACAUUUUCAAUUUCUUCAGUAAAAAAUGGCGUCGCUGCACAAUGGCUAUUAUGUGACAGUUUCAACUUCUGCAACUUGGAAACUAUACGAUUAUUGUACUGUAGCGUGUAAACUUUAAUGCUUAAUCAGUGUUAAUGUGCACUUGGUAUAGAAAAUAGAGAAAAUUAAAAUAAAAACUUCACAAUGGGUCAUUUUCUAUUCAUGGUCGUUUACUCCCUUCAUAAGGAUUGCAAUAAAUUUUUUUAAUAGUAUUACACAAGUCUUUAAACAUUGCAUAAUCUGGGUUUUGUAACAUUCAAAAUAAUCCAGGUCGAGGUAAACCUAUUAGGCCAUKAUUCCUUACCUAGGAAUUUUCAGAUUUAGUCCUGUUUUGAGGGAAUAAAAUAAUUGUUGAACGAAGUUCGGAGCUUUGAUUGAUYGAUGGGAGCAAAAACACCCGUCAAAGAAAUGCGUUCAUCAGCCGUUGAAGUUCGCAUUUCUACGAAGUAAGAUCGUUUUGUAUAUAUCUCCGCUUUAGCACCAGGAAAAAUGUAAAUUCAGAAGCCAUCAGUAAAGAA